Messenger RNA from Balearica regulorum gibbericeps (East African grey crowned-crane), 1520 nucleotides. The record is from RefSeq and is a predicted model, not a curated record. NCBI's taxonomy places the organism in Eukaryota, Metazoa, Chordata, Aves, Gruiformes, Gruidae.
GCUAAAGAAAUUCUUACGAAAGAAUCGAAUGUGCAAGAGGUACGUUGCCCCGUCACCGUCUGCGGGGAUGUCCACGGUCAAUUCCACGACCUUAUGGAACUCUUUAGAAUUGGUGGGAAAUCGCCAGACACAAAUUACCUGUUCAUGGGAGACUACGUGGACAGAGGCUAUUACUCGGUGGAGACAGUGACUCUUCUAGUAGCGUUGAAGGUGCGUUACCCGGAACGCAUCACAAUACUGAGGGGCAAUCACGAAAGCAGACAAAUUACACAAGUGUACGGCUUUUAUGACGAAUGUCUGCGAAAGUAUGGCAAUGCCAACGUCUGGAAGUAUUUCACAGAUCUGUUUGAUUAUCUUCCGCUUACAGCUCUAGUAGAUGGCCAGAUAUUCUGUCUCCAUGGUGGCCUGUCUCCAUCCAUAGAUACACUGGAUCAUAUCAGGGCUCUGGACCGCCUGCAGGAAGUUCCACACGAGGGUCCGAUGUGUGAUCUGUUGUGGUCAGAUCCGGAUGAUCGCGGCGGCUGGGGUAUAUCUCCACGUGGUGCCGGCUACACGUUUGGGCAAGAUAUUUCCGAAACAUUUAACCACGCCAAUGGUCUGACACUGGUCUCCCGUGCUCACCAACUUGUCAUGGAGGGUUAUAACUGGUGCCACGACCGAAACGUGGUUACCAUUUUCAGUGCGCCCAAUUACUGUUACCGUUGUGGGAACCAGGCUGCUAUCAUGGAACUAGAUGACACUUUAAAAUAUUCCUUCCUCCAGUUUGACCCAGCACCUCGUCGUGGAGAGCCUCAUGUUACCCGUCGUACCCCAGACUACUUCCUAUAAACCUCUCCUAACCUUUGUAGAAGGAAGUACACCUGGCAUUUUAAAGAGCAACAAUAUUUACACAUUUCUGUAAGAAAUCGGGGUUCGUCUCGACUUAAAAUCCCCACCAUGGACCAAAAUGUGCCAUACAGAGGACGAAGAGCGUUUAGCACAACUUGAGACUGAAUUCCUUACGACACUAUAUAUAUCUCCUGUCCCCCUCAGUCCAACAGUCAGUUUGCCUGCUGUAUUUGUAGCCAUUGUUUUUCUUCGGGACUGUUCAGAGAGGAAAAGAUAACUCUAAUAACACUUCCAUCUCCUUUGAUGCUUCUUUGUAAAUUUUUAGUUCUAGUGUUUAACUGGCAUGAAUUAGAGUUUAUUUUCGAGGGAAAUGCACACUAACUUCUUCCCCCACCACUCUUGGUUUUAUUGCAAGACCGCUCGACUUAACUGGAGAAAGGAAACGAUUCCUGCUUGGGAGUACGAUGUCAUAACACAGAUGCAAGCGUGCCCUUUUUAGCUUGAUUCCUGUUCUGUGUUGCUCCUGCUUCGGUUUGUUUUUUGGUUUUGGUUUUUUUUUUUGUUGUUGUUGUUGUUCGUUUAUUCGUUUUCUUUUGUCCUUUCCCAUCUUCCCCUCUGUAUAUUUGUCCUGGAAGUGCUUGCAAUCCUCCUCGCUGUACCUGAACUAAUAAACUCGCCGUUGUCAGCCCCAA